CUAUGUUUAGACCGUAUGUAACAGAUUAAGAGUCAAUCUCCAAAUCUUUUGCAAAGACAAAAUUCCAAAUGGGUGUGAUAACAGUGGUAGAUAUUGAUUAUGGACAUAUUUUUGGUCCGUUUCCUAUAUCAAGCACGGCUAUGGAUCCAACGUAUGCUAUUGGAAUGCUGACGCAAGACACACAACACCAGGGACCAAUGUUAGAGAUUGACCCUUCAAUAAAUAAUGGGUUGGCACGUGGAAUGGAAUGGCUGGCUUACAUCAACCCAGCCAGAAAUGAAGAUGAACAAAAUAUGGAGGCGUACGUGAAGAAUAAAGAAGUGUUUUAUAGGGCGUUACGUAUAAUAAAAUCGAGAGAAGAACUCUUAGUGUGGUACAGUAAAGACUUCUGUCAGUUGAUUGAUGUACCAGAAGUUAAAAGAAUACCACUUGCAGAAAAUGAAAAAUAUAUUUGUUCAAGAUGUGGAGAAACAUUCGAAUAUAUAUUCUCACUUAAAGCACACAUGAAGUUUAAAUGUGAAGUUGGAUCACAUAAAAUGCGGUUAAAUAAGCAAAGUUUAUCUGUGUCAACUGAAUUGGAGAGUAACCAUUGUCGGAAAAGAAGUUUAGAACAUUCAGAGGACAUCGCAAAUAAAAAGUUUCUGAAAGAAAAUGUCCAUGGUAUUGAUAAAAUAAUGUUAUCGAAAGACUAUAGAGAUGUAAAUUCUAAUGUACCAAAUCAUGCUCACGAAAAGUCCGAUCUCUGCUCGAGUGCGUUUAGAAAAGUUGAAAAAGAAGCCAUUUCUAGUCCAAAAGAUGAAAAUAAAGUUGAUGUUUCUCAGAAAGACAAAACAAACAUGAAAUAUGAAAAUGACCGACUCUGUGUUCCUCCAUAUGUGUCUCUACCAGUAUCAACUAAGGAGUGUUUUGUUCCUCCAGAUAUGUUAUCCACACUCAUGAUACCACGUGGUAUGAUGAACGCUAGCAUUAACACAGACAUACAUAAUAAAGUGAUGGACACUUAUGGUAUAGGAAUGGCAUAUCCAUUUUCUGUGCAAAAUUCAAUUAUGGGAAACAUGGAAAGUUUAUCGCCGAAUUCUAGAAAACAGUAUUUAAUGAAUAUGAAUAGUAGUUUGACUGCUUCAAUACCAUUUUCCAAAAGUGCAAAUCCUAUGGUUGAGAAGAUUCUCCAAACAAGUAAUAUGGCAAUGUUGCAUAAACCACUGCCCGCUUUGACACAAUCUACAAACUGGUGCGCAAAGUGUAAUACGUCAUUCCGAAUGACCAGUGACCUAGUUUAUCACAUGCGGUCCCAUCAUUCAAAAGAAAGUCCAACCGUUAUUAAAAAAAGAGACGAUAAACUUAAAUGUAAUAUUUGUCAAGAAACAUUUAAGGAACGCCAUCAUUUGACUCGUCAUAUGACAUCACAUCAAUAAAUUUUAUAACUACUGCCUACCUGUACUAUUUUAAGCGGCUCGACAUAUAGUCUCCGUUUUUGUAUGUCGAUCUGCUCGAAACUUAUGGUUUCAGAAUAGCGUACUUCAAUAUAGGCAACACAAGGGCAAACAACACAAAUAUUGGCAACACAAGGGCGUACAACACCAAUAUUGGCAACACAAGUGCAAACAACACCAAUAUUGGCAACACAAUGGCAAACAGCACCACCUGCAGGAUAAAUAGGUGGAAGAAACAAUAGUUUACAAAACACCAUACAAAAAACAAUAAUGGCAUUCCGAUCCACGCCAAUAAAUUGGAGUUAAAGCAAGGGUUCCACAAGGUAAUAAGGUUUGAAUUACUUCAUGGAUAUCUUUAGAAAUGGUCAUAAGUCAUAUUAAAUUUUCAACAAAUUUUAUGGUUUUCAGAAAAUAGUUUUAGCUCUCUGACAGAACGUGUUCAUUUAAUAAAAUGAUCGUAAACCAUUAAACUUGGUUAAGUAUAAUUUUCAACAUGGUUGAUCCAACUAUUCAGAUGUUAAUAUUAGACCUUGAAAAAUUAAAUCAUAAAAAGCAAAACAGAUUUUAUACUGUCGACUUUUUUAAUUAUCCUAUCGACGCACUCGGUCUUGAUGCCUUAUUUCAUGCGAUUCUCUCAGUUUUUGUUUGUUACUUUGAUUUGUAUUUUCUUAUUCGAUUUAUGAGAUUUUAACAUCAGUAAACUUCAGUUGCCUAAAUAUAGAUUGUUUGAAAUAGUACUUACAUUUUAAAUUAGUGAUGAUUUGGUUUCAGUUUUCGAGAUGUUCCCAUGAAGAAGUUCCAUGCUAUUGUCUAACAAGUCCUGUUUAUAAUCUAAAUAUGAUUUGUUUUACUGUUCAAGAGUUAUGCCUAUUAAUCUAAUAUACAAGUACUGUUGGGUAUUGGUUCUAACGUCUUAUAUAUAAAUACGUUAGUAGUUAGUGAUAUAUAAAUAAAAGGAGAUAAUACGAAUAUUUCAUCUGCCACUUAUAUAAU
Molecule: messenger RNA, 2426 nt
Organism: Mytilus californianus (California mussel)
Lineage: Eukaryota; Metazoa; Mollusca; Bivalvia; Mytilida; Mytilidae
Product: PR domain zinc finger protein 8-like
Exons: 4
Coding region: 69-1415 (448 amino acids)
Biological process (GO): regulation of DNA-templated transcription
Cellular component (GO): nucleus
Molecular function (GO): protein binding
Source: RefSeq, a predicted model, not a curated record